Molecule: messenger RNA, 831 nt
Organism: Cololabis saira (Pacific saury)
Lineage: Eukaryota; Metazoa; Chordata; Actinopteri; Beloniformes; Belonidae
Gene: nppal
Product: natriuretic peptide A-like
Exons: 3
Coding region: 100-708 (202 amino acids)
Cellular component (GO): extracellular region
Molecular function (GO): hormone activity; hormone receptor binding
Source: RefSeq, a predicted model, not a curated record
GCAGAGACGUCGAGGGAGAAACAGCAGAGACAUCGAGGGAGAAACGGUGGAAACAUCCCUGCAGGAGAAAAUCCCUGCAGAAGAAAGAAGAAACUGAACAUGAAGACGUACAUGAAUCUGUCCGUCUGUCUGUCUCUGCUGCUGCUGCUUCACUCCGGAGGAACUAAACCUGUUUCUGAUUCUGACCUGCAGGCUCUACAGCAGCUUCUAGAGGACGACAUCACCACCGUGAACCUCCUCCCCACCGUGGACCAGGACGGCCAGGAAGACCAGCAGGGAUACUUCCUCCAGGACACACCGGUGUUCAGAGCUGCACAUCUACCAGAACUUCCAGAGUCUCCAGAGUCUCAGCCCUGGACCUCCUACAAUCCUCCCAGUUCUGGUCUGACCUCCUACGAUCCUCCCAGGGCUGGUCUGGAUCCCCCCAGGUCUGGUCUGGAGACCAAACGAGAGUCCUGGACCUCCUACGAUCCUCCCAGGUCUGGUCUGGAUCCUCCCAGGUCUGGUCUGGGGACCAAACGAGAGUCCUGGACCUCCUACGAUCCCCCUAGGUCUGGUCUGGGGUCCAAACGAGACCCGCUCAGCCGCUUUCUGCAGGACUUCCUGACAUCCAAACGUUCCUGGAGCCGAUACAAGAAGGGGGGGCUGAGAAGCUGUUUCAGGGUCCGACUUGAGAGAAUCGGAUCUUUCAGCGGACUGGGCUGCUGAUGACGGACCGGAUCAUCAGCGUAACAGAACCACAACUCCCCGAUCUGUGAUCAAUGACUGUAUUUAUAUUUAUUCUUCUUCCUGUUCAUAAAGUACAGUUUCUGUCAUGUUGUAUUAAAACCA